AUGACAUUGCGAGAAAAUACCAAAUCCAAGUACUCUGUGUACCAAGCAAAGGCAGGAUACCUUGCUAAGAAUAGGCUUAGGGCAGUUUGCAAGGUGAAGGAAUGUGGUUGGGUUAUCUUUGCUUCCAAGGAUCGAGACGAUACCUGCUGGCAAGUGAAGACUUUCAGAGAUGAUCAUAGCUGUGCAAGGGAGGAUAAGAACAGAGCAGCCAAUCGUAAUUGGGUUGCUAGUAAGCUGGUGAAGAAAGUCAGAAAGUAUCCCAACUUCAGGCAUUGUGAUGCAAACACCUUCUUCAAGACCAAGUAUGAUCUGUCAUUGAAUAGGAACUCGAUCUCUAGGGCACUGUCUGAUGCUAGAAACCUUGUAUAUGGUGAUGAAAAGGCUCAGUAUGCAAUGGUGAGGGACUAUGGGGAGACACUGCUGAAGACAAACCCGGGUUCAACUGUCAAAAUUUGCACCAUCCCACAGCCAAACGGUGAUGUGAUAUUUGAGAAAAUGUAUGUGUGUUUAAGUGGCUGCAAGAAUGGAUUUAAGGCAGGAUGUCGUCCACUCAUUGGACUUGAUGGUGCUUUCCUGAAAACUGUCUUUGGAGGGCAGAUUCUCUCAGCUAUUGGGCAGGAUGCAAACCACCACAUAUAUGUCAUUGCUUGGGCAGUUGUAGAAGUUGAAAACACUGCCAACUGGAAGUGGUUCCUGGAACUACUGCACGCAGAUUUGGGAGAUUACAAGACACAUGGUUGGUGUUUCAUAUCCGAUAUGCAAAAGGGACUCAUAAAUGCUGUACAGGAGAAUUUCAACAAGCAAUGGAAAGAUCUGGAGCUAAGAGGGUUGUUAUGGGAUUGUGCACGAGCUACAACAUUUGAGGAAUUCAGGGAACAUAGGGAAAAGUUAAAGAGGCUUAAUCCGGAGGCAUGGGCAUACCUAGAAAAGUGGCCAACACAUUCUUGGACAAGAUCUCAGUUCAGUCACAAGCCAAAGUUAGACUCAAUAUGUAACAAUGCGUGCGAAGUGUUCAAUGCAAAGAUUAAGGAAGCUAGGAGGAAGCCUAUAAUCACACUGCUGGAAGAGGUUAGGAUGACGAUGGCCAAAAAUAAAUUGAAGUUGGAUAAUCAUGUGGGGAUACUUCCCCCAGUGAUCAAGAGCAGACUGGAGAAGCUGAGGAAGGAAUCUAGGCAAUGGCAACCAAUCUGGGCUGGAGACACCGGAUACGAGAAGUUCGAGGUACAUGGACACCCUACACACCAUGUAGUGGAUCUGGGGAAAAGGAUAUGUACUUCUCAGUUUUGGAUGCUAACAGGAAUCCCAUGUGUGCACGCAUGCGCUGCUAUUGCUAGGGUCAACAAGUGGCCAGAGGAUUUCUGCCACAAGCUCCUCACAAUGGAGUCCUACAAAGCCACUUACUCCCACCACAUAAAUCCUUUACCUGGCCAACAAUUAUGGGAAAGGUCUGAGGCCAACAGACCAUUGGCACCUUUGGUUAAGAGGAAACCUGGACAGCUCCAAACCAAGAGAAGGAAGGAUGCGGAUGAGAGGGGUCACUCUAGCAAGAAGUGCAAGCCAACCACCACUCUGAAGAGACAGCUACGACCAUUCACUUGCAAGUAUUGCUUGCAGAAAGGUCAUACAAAAAGAGGGUGUCAGAAGAAGAAGGCGGCUGAAGCUGCAGAGGCUGAGAAGAAGAAAGCUGCUAAAGACCCUAAGGCUGCUGCUCAGAAUGUCACUGCAACUGCCACUGCGUCAGCUACAACAACUACUUCCAAUGCACCUCAAGCUGCAACUGCCUCUGCUACUGCUACAGGCUCUGGAAUUGCAACAGCGUCUGCUACUGCAACUGCUACUGCAUCUAUCCCUGCUCCUGCCACUCUUGUAGAUGUGGAUGCUGUCCCUCAAAUAUUGUCUGUAUUGCAGCAGCAUGAACAAACCAGGAACACACCUACAAGACUUGGGAAACUGCCACUUAGAAGAAACUUACCUCCUCCAACUGGCUCUGCAUCAUUCAAUCCAAUGGAGGGAGCUAGUGAGGCAACUGCAGCAAGGCUUGCCAACUUUCUGAAGUUUGUACCCACCCCAGGGUUCAAACCGCCAAGAAAGAAGUGA
Molecule: messenger RNA, 2097 nt
Organism: Arachis duranensis
Lineage: Eukaryota; Viridiplantae; Streptophyta; Magnoliopsida; Fabales; Fabaceae
Exons: 6
Coding region: 1-2097 (698 amino acids)
Source: RefSeq, a predicted model, not a curated record